This is a messenger RNA of Oncorhynchus mykiss (rainbow trout), 2963 nucleotides long. RefSeq names its product glutamine--fructose-6-phosphate aminotransferase [isomerizing] 1. Gene Ontology annotation, molecular function: L-glutamine:D-fructose-6-phosphate transaminase (isomerizing) activity; carbohydrate derivative binding. NCBI's taxonomy places the organism in Eukaryota, Metazoa, Chordata, Actinopteri, Salmoniformes, Salmonidae. Gene Ontology annotation, biological process: fructose 6-phosphate metabolic process; protein N-linked glycosylation; UDP-N-acetylglucosamine metabolic process. The record is from RefSeq and is a predicted model, not a curated record.
ACAGCCGUUGCACCAAUAAGGGAAGCCUGCUGAGGCUACUUGGAUUCAAUGGAUUUAAAGGGGCGGGACCAUCUGACUCAUCAGAUGAGGAACUGAGCUGAGCCUGGUGUAAAAUAGCUGGUUUGCAAGAGAAGCGCUGACAUGUGUGGAAUCUUUGCCUAUCUGAACUACCAUGUGCCACGGACUCGCCGGGAGAUCCUGGAGAUCCUCCUCAAAGGCCUGCUUCGUCUGGAGUACCGUGGCUAUGACUCUGCCGGUGUUGGAAUUGAUGGAGGGAACAGCAAGGAAUGGGAGGCCAAUGCCCGGUCUAUUCAGCUGAUCAAGCAGUCCGGAAAAGUGAAGGCUCUUGACGAUGAGCUCACAAAGCAGCAGGACAUGGACAUGGAUGUGGAGUUUGAUGUCCACCUUGGCAUCGCCCACACUCGCUGGGCUACCCAUGGUGCCCCCAGCCCUGUCAACAGCCACCCACAAAGGUCUGACAAGAGCAACGAGUUCAUUGUCAUUCAUAAUGGAAUUAUCACAAACUACAAAGACCUGCAGAAAUUCCUGGAGAGCAAGGGUUAUGAGUUUGAGUCUGAGACGGACACAGAGACCAUUGCCAAGCUGGUAAAGUACAUGUAUGACAACCGUGAGAGUGAAGACCUCAGCUUUGCUACUCUGGUGGAGAGAGUGACCCAGCAGCUGGAAGGAGCGUUUGUCCUGGUCUUCAAGAGUGUCCAUUACCCAGGAGAGGCUGUAGGCACCCGGAGGGGAGGUCCUCUGCUUAUUGGGGUGAAAAGUGACCACAAGAUGUCCACAGAUCACAUUCCUAUCCUGUACCGAUCAUCUGGUAAGGACAAGAAGGGCUGUCCCACCCUGCCCAGGAUGGAGCAGGACACCUGCCACACGCUCUUUGCUGAGGAAAAGAAGUCUGUGGAGUACUACUUUGCCUCUGAUGCCAGCGCGGUGAUUGAGCACACCAACCGUGUGAUCUUCCUGGAGGAUGAUGACGUGGCAGCAGUGACGGCCGGACGGCUCACCAUCCACCGCAUCAAGCGUACAGCCGGAGACCACCCUGCCCGCGCCAUCCAGACCCUGCAGAUGGAGCUGCAGCAAAUCAUGAAGGGGAACUACAGCUCCUUUAUGCAGAAGGAGAUCUUUGAACAGCCAGAGUCUGUGGUCAACACCAUGAGAGGAAGGGUCAACUUCAAUGACAACACAGUAACCCUGGGUGGACUGAAGGAUCACAUUAAAGAGAUCCAGAGGUGUCGACGGCUCAUCCUCAUCGCCUGUGGAACCAGCUACCAUGCUGGGGUGGCGACUCGCCAGGUACUGGAGGAGUUGACAGAGCUGCCUGUUAUGGUGGAGCUGGCCAGCGACUUCCUGGAUAGAAACACACCAGUGUUCCGUGACGACGUCUGCUUCUUCAUCAGCCAAUCAGGCGAGACAGCAGACAGCCUGAUGGCCCUGCGCUACUGUAAGGAGAGAGGAGCCCUGACGGUGGGCGUCACCAACACAGUGGGCAGCUCCAUCUCCAGAGAGACAGACUGUGGGGUGCACAUCAACGCUGGGCCAGAGAUAGGAGUGGCCAGCACCAAGGCCUACACCAGUCAAUUUGUGGCUCUGAUCAUGUUUGCGCUGUUGAUGUGCGACGACAGGAUUUCCAUGCAGCCACGGCGACGUGAGAUCAUCCAGGGCCUGAGAGUUCUGCCAGAUCUGAUAAAGGAGGUGCUUAGUCUGGAUGAUGAGAUCCAGAGGCUGGCAGCAGAGCUGUACCAGCAGAAGAGUGUUCUCAUCAUGGGCCGAGGCUACCACUAUGCCACCUGCCUGGAGGGAGCACUGAAAAUCAAGGAGAUCACAUACAUGCACUCAGAGGGCAUCCUGGCCGGGGAGCUGAAGCACGGGCCUCUGGCCCUAGUCGACAAACUCAUGCCCGUCAUCAUGAUCAUCAUGAGAGACCACACCUACACCAAGUGUCAGAAUGCACUGCAGCAGGUGGUGGCCCGCGCGGGCCGACCCAUCGUGAUCUGUGACAAAGAUGACUACGAGACUGCCAAGAGCUCGAGCCGCACCAUCAAAGUGCCACACUGUGUGGACUGUCUGCAGGGCAUCCUGAGUGUCAUCCCCCUGCAGCUCCUCUCCUUCCACCUGGCUGUGCUCAGGGGCUUUGACGUGGAUUGCCCAAGGAACCUGGCCAAGUCUGUGACUGUAGAGUGAAACGCGUCCUUUUGAAGAUCCAAAAACCCAUUUCAGAAACGUUCCUGUUUUGUGUGCGUCAUGGCUCUUUUUAAUGCAAUUGUUACUCUGGUACACUAAACAUGUACUGUAUCUGUCUCUUUUCUCAAAACACACAUCUGAAGACAUUGUUAUAUCAUAGAUAUUUUUUUUUUUUUUUUGGGGGGGGGGGGGUCAGUGGUGGGAUACUUGCUGCUGGUUUUACAUUUAAUUCAGCUGUUGUCAAGAGUCUGCACAUGACAAUCUUACUGAAGUUACUGGUUCUUUUGGUGUUUCAUUGGUGCAAUAAUUUGGUCUGUUGAGAUCUGUUUUCUUUGGCAGCUAGAGAAACAUCUGUCGUUUGAAAUGUUUAUCUGUUACUCUUGUGUGUGUUGAGUAAAUUAUUAAAGGGGCAGUGCAGUUAAGUCACUACUUUUUUUUUUUUUUUAACACAGGUAGAAAUGACACAUUGUGAAAAUGAAAACACCCUUUUUGGGAAAUAAUGCCUGGAAUUUCAGCUUGUACAAGUGCGCUGGAACCUUUUACCCACAUGAUCUGAUUGAUAAUAGAGCAAUUACUGUUUAUCUGGGUAAGGGGUGGGCUCUAGACCAGCCAAUCAGAUAUAUACAUGCCCACACGAUCAGACUUAGCAUUUCAAGGGCCAAUGGAGGCUCAGGGAUGUAAAUGAUAAAUGUGAUUUUCAUUAAGUACAUUGUCUAAUAAAUCAGUGAUUGAUUUAAAGCAUGGGUGCUUUAAAUGUUUGAGCUAUA